AUGGGAGCUUACCGGUCCAUCGAAGUCCCCAUGAGUGUUACAGGCAUGGUGGGUGUAUGGCAGCAGGGCCAGGAGAGUGCUGGAAUUGUGACAAGUGAUGGAGAGUCAUCCCAGGCAUUCAAAGUGCACAAGGGAAUGGGUCUUAUAAAUCACGUCUUCAAUGCAGACAGCCUGAAGAAGCUGUAUGUUUCAAACCUUGGUAUUGGGCACACAAGGUACUCCACCUCCGGAAUUUCUGAGCUGCAGAACUGCCAGCCUUUUGUCGUAGAGACUCUUCAUGGGAAGAUUGCUGUGGCACACAAUGGGGAGCUAACAAAUGCUGUACGACUCAGGAGGAAGCUUAUGCGGCAUGGUGUAGGACUGUCGACCAGUUCUGACAGUGAACUGAUCACCCAGCUGCUGGCUUUCACACCUCCUCUAGAAAAUGACGAUACAGCUGACUGGGUAGCAAGAAUAAAAAAUUUAAUGAAUGAAACUCCAACUUCAUACUCAUUGCUAAUUAUGCAUAAAGACAUAAUCUAUGCAGUACGUGAUCCAUAUGGGAAUCGCCCACUCUGCAUCGGUCGCCUUAUUCCUGUAGGGGACAUGAAUGGAAAAGGGAAAGAUAACAGUGAAACAGAAGGAUGGGUAGUCUCUUCUGAAUCCUGUAGCUUUUUGUCUAUUGGUGCAGAGUACUAUCGUGAGGUCCUUCCUGGAGAGAUUGUGAAAAUUUCCAGAUACGAUGUCCAGACACUGGAUGUUGUACCAAGACCUGAAGGAGAUCCGUCAGCAUUCUGCAUCUUUGAAUAUGUUUAUUUUGCAAGACCAGACAGUAUUUUUGAAGGUCAGAUGGUGUAUUCCGUCAGGAGAAGAUGUGGGCAGCAGCUUGCUAUUGAAGCACCCGUGGAAGCAGACCUGGUCAGCACUGUUCCAGAGUCUGCAACCCCAGCAGCUCUUGGUUAUGCUCAAAAGUGCGGACUGCCAUACGUUGAAGUACUCUGUAAAAACCGUUAUGUAGGAAGAACAUUUAUCCAGCCAAAUAUGAGGUUACGGCAACUUGGUGUUGCAAAGAAGUUCGGCGUUCUGUCUGAUAAUUUUAAAGGCAAGCGAGUUGUUAUCAUUGAUGAUUCAAUUGUGAGGGGCAAUACCAUUUCACCCAUAAUAAAACUACUGAGAGAAUCAGGAGCCAAAGAGGUGCACAUCCGUGUGGCUUCACCUCCCAUAAGAUUUCCUUGUUACAUGGGAAUAAACAUUCCAACUAAAGAAGAACUCAUUGCCAACAGACCUGAAUUUCAUGAUCUUGCAAACUAUAUAGGAGCAGACAGCGUUGUCUAUCUUUCUGUGGAAGGGCUGGUAUCGUCCGUGCAAGAAAGCAUCAAAGCAAGACAAGAGAAUGAGAACAAACUUAAAAGCCAGAAAUCGCGUGUUGGGAAGAUUGGUCAUUGCACAGCGUGUCUCACCGGAGAGUAUCCUGUAGACCUAGAAUGGUGAAUCUUUAGUGGAUGGACACCAGUUCAUCUCUUGUUGAAUGUACCUUUUUCAAAGAUGCCUUCUCGCUAAUAGUCAUCUUAUUUAGGUAAUAGGGAAAUCUUAUUACAAUUGCCGUUACUAAAAUACAUCUUUAUGGGACAGACUUACAGGAAGUCUGAUGUGCUGAUGAAAACAAUGUAAGCAGGUUAAAAUACAAAAUCAUAGUUUUGAUGCAUAGUUGUGCCUUCUAUUUUCUCAUAAAAUACUAUAAAAACCAAAGUUUUUUAAAUUAGGUAGCGGUCCCAGAGUUUUUUGUUUCGGUCUUGCCCCAAAAGAUAUCCCCGUUAGUCUUGUUCACAAAGUACAGAUCGCGAAUCGUGUGGUGCAAUUUCAAAUUAUCCAAGUCUUAAUGCAAAAAAAUACGUGAAGUUUGCUUUUCUCCUUAGGAAAAACACCAGAUUCUGAAGAAUCAAAUUGCUUCCUCAGCAGUUCUUGCUUAGGGUUUUUAAGAAUAGAAGUGCCUAGCUUUGGCAUAUACAGCUAAACAGCCUUUAUUAACCAAGCCCUUUGUAACAGAUUCUCUGAACGUAAUGCC
Messenger RNA from Egretta garzetta (little egret), 2044 nucleotides. It is a transcript of the gene PPAT, whose product is annotated as phosphoribosyl pyrophosphate amidotransferase. Lineage: Eukaryota; Metazoa; Chordata; Aves; Pelecaniformes; Ardeidae. The record is from RefSeq and is a predicted model, not a curated record. Bases 1 to 1470 code for a protein of 489 amino acids. The transcript has 11 exons. Gene Ontology annotation, molecular function: amidophosphoribosyltransferase activity. Gene Ontology annotation, biological process: purine nucleobase biosynthetic process; purine nucleotide biosynthetic process.